AUGAGCGAAACCAUCAUCGAGGACCUUUCCGCGCAGUUCAAGAAGGGCCUCCAACUGGAGACCAUGGAUGAACAUGGUUCCGCUCUGGGCAAGACCUCUUACAGCACGAUAGCGAUUGUACAGCCUUUCGAUAAGCCUACUGAAGACGAUUACGCGCCUAAUAUCGCCAGUCUUACGCUUUUCGAAGACACCUCCCUUCGGCGAGUCGAUUCCCACGAGGGAGGUACAGACAAUAUCCUUUCCUUGAAGUCGCAACUUGCCCGCUCAGAAGAGCAACUGCAACAGAUCACAUCCGAAUUUCAGCAAGCGAAAGACCGAAACGACAGAUUGCAGGUUCAAAUCGAAACUUACAAGGCUACAACUAGGGGGGCAGAAGACGCGCUACGAACUGGGCUCAAGAAGUUCAAAGAAGAGUUGUUACGGAUCAAGCAUCGAGACAGCCCCCACGAGAUGAAGUUGGACGGAAGAGGUUCUAGGAACCCUGACACAAUACGCUUCGAGAAGUCGUUUUAUGACGAUUGGUCGACGGAAGUUGUUCUUUCCCGAACCUUUACUUUUCCGGAAAAGCAGUGGCGGGACGAUGAUGGGAUAGAGUGGAGCUAUCACGAUGACGCGGCUGUUGGUUGCUUGAGAUUUGAUGGACGCUUAUACAUCGCCAAAGCUGGAAUGACGCGAGGCGACGUUGGAGAUUUCAUCUGGAGUGAACACUGGAGGAGCAAGGCUAUGUUUCUUGCCGAGCACGUUGGUUCUAAUAUGACGAAGGAUUUUGCGAUUCAUGCGGAGCCACAGUUGAUAGCAUUCUACAUCACCCGCACUCUGCAGAAAUCAGGUUAUACGCUAAGCAAAUUUGGCGGCAAAGAAACGUUUCCAGCUAAUGAGAGCCAGGCAAAACUUGCAUCGAUCGUCAUAUAUGUCAGUCAGCGAAUUUGUACCACCUGUACAGAUUUUACGUCCAAAGUGAAUGAAUACGCGACGGGAUAUGGGUAUCAUUUUGAGCUUGAAGCGGUGGGGAAGUAUGCUACAGCGGAUGAGGAAGAUGAUGAAUGGGAAGACCAAGAGGAUUGCUAG
Messenger RNA from Alternaria atra, 1068 nucleotides. RefSeq lists its product as uncharacterized. The record is from RefSeq and is a predicted model, not a curated record. Bases 1 to 1068 code for a protein of 355 amino acids. Lineage: Eukaryota; Fungi; Ascomycota; Dothideomycetes; Pleosporales; Pleosporaceae. The transcript has a single exon.